Messenger RNA from Durusdinium trenchii, 3555 nucleotides. The record is from the annotation of a GenBank genome assembly. Lineage: Eukaryota; Dinophyceae; Suessiales; Symbiodiniaceae.
AUGGGGCUUUUGCAAAUGCUGCUCGACGCUUGGCUCGGAACGACCGGAUUGGCUUUCUUGCGGCGAGCGGGCGUUUUCGCCGCUCCGCGCUUGGAACACAUCCGACAUCCCACGGUGCGACGGGUGUUUGGACAGUUCUUGCAGCUGGGCGAAAGCAGUGCUGACCACAUUGAAGCGGCUGCGAAGGCCGCGCAGGCCGCGUCGAAGGAGCGAGGAUCAUCGAAGGUGGGCUCUUUGUCAUCGCAGGCGCAGCGCUUUUUGCAGUCAACAGAAAACUCGUUGAAGAGACUGCGCGAGAGCAUCGCGGGGCGCAUCACGCAGGCGCUGCUGUCCAACGACGAGCGAGCCGAGGAAUGGGACGGCAACGACGAUGAGGUGGACAAGCGCACCAGCGCCGAGAAGCCGGACGAGGAGACCGGGGAGAAGACCCCCAACCGGCGGCGCUUCAAGUCUGUGGUCCGGAAGAUGCAGGUGAAGAACACGGCGGCCAAUGCACUGGUGCCUCAUGCGAAGGGCUGUGGUGCCAAUGGGGCGCCCGUGGACAAGUUCGGCUUCGGCGCGCGCAUGGCGAGCAUGCGGCAGUCGGUGGGCGGGCUCCUGCACGAGACGCCGAUCUCACCGGCCUCCAACUCUGUGUGCGAGGAGAUUGGCCCAGACUUCCGGCUCAUGGACCGCCGUGGGGCAUUUGGACAAUCGCGCGGACACUGGCUUCUGCAUAACAUCAUGUCCAGAACGCGGAGUGCCUGUGGCAAACCCCGAGAUACCAUGGCGGAAGUCAGCACGUUGCUCUUAGAGGACUGGUACCACACCUUUCUGGAUGCCAAGAUCGGCAAACAGUUGUGUUGCUUCCUGGUGCUCUACGUCGUGCUCUUUUGGUUCUAUGCCUUUCUAUACCUUGGGAUAAGCAAGGCCUGCAACCUUCAGCUGGAAGGGCACCUGGUGAAAGCGUACUUGUUGUCUCUCGAGACCAUGAUGACGAUUGGCUACGGCGUACCAGAUCCUUACAUGAAUGGCUGCUGGCAAGGGCCUUUCGUGCUCACCACACAGGUCCUGGUGAAUCUGAUUUUAAGCGCCAUUCUCAUUGGUGUGAUCUUCCAGGGCAUCGCCCGGCCGCAGAGUCGCGCCUGCACCAUCCUGUGCAGCGAGAAGGCCAUCAUCCGAUGUAUUGAUGGUGCCUACUACUUCAUGUUUCGCGUUUGCGACUUGCGUUCCCAGCAUUCCUUGGUGGAGCCCCACAUCCGCUGCUACUGCGUGGAACAGAGCGAUAUUCGAGGCUUCGAAACAACACAGAUGAGGCUUUUGCAGCCAGAUGACGAGCUUGGUGCCACCUUGCUUUUGUCCAUGCCCAGCAUCGUGGUCCAUCGGAUCGAUGCCUGGAGCCCUUUGGCGCCGCACCGCCCGGACCUCUACGGCCCUGCGCCGCUGGCGCCGCCCUCGCCCAUGGGCGACGAGCCGCUGCCGCACGUGGAGUCGGCGCUGGCCAAGGCCCAUGGAAACCAGCAGCCGGACAUCUUCGCGCGGGAGAGGUCCGGCACCAUUGCCACCUUCUCUUCCUGGAACAGCACUCUGAACCGCGGAGGCUUUGGCCGUCAGACCAGUGAAGGGUGUCCACCUCGAUUUGCCCGAGCCAACAGCAGCAACGCACUGCAGAGUGCAACGAAGCCCCGCGAGCGCGGCGGAGGCUACGAGGAGAAUUUGCGCAUCCGGCGCUGGCCUUGGCCACGACAAAGGCAGGCGAGCAACGAAAUUGGCCAAGGAGAUUCAUGUGCUUGUCCCACUUGCGGGGAAACAUUUCCGACAGCCGAGACCUUGAAGUCGCAUUGCCGCUACAGCGCUGCGUCCGACCUGGCCUCCGGCAUGCCCAAAGAGGCAUCCCACAAGGAGCUCUCUCAGAGAGCUCUGGAUUUGCUGAGCCACAGAGAUCCCACCAAGUUUGAGCUCAGUCAAUACCUGGCUCGGAGCUACAAGGAGGUGGUGGUGAUCGUCGAGGGCAUCGAGCCGACCACGUCCGCGACGCUGCAGAGCCGGCACUCGUACUUGGUGGGCCCUCCGGACGCCGAAGACACCGACAUGGCCUGGGACAUGGACUUCGUGGAUUGCAUCAUGGUGCCGGAAGCCGAAGAGAAGGCGGAAGAUGCGCAUCAAUCUCUUGCCAGAGGAGGCCUGACUUUGGUCACAGUGUGUUCAUACACGGCCUCUUGGUACUUGUACUUGGUGAACUGCUCCUUGCCUCUUACCAUACACUGGCCCCAAGCUGUUUGGUUUUCAUCAGAUGAGUACAAGUCGAACGUCAACUUCCCUCAGGCCACCUCCGGGGGGCCCAAGGUCACCGCCGGACACCAGCGGCGUGGGGACGCGCGGAGGCCCUUCAGGGCGAAGCGGCGGGCCUGUGACGCCGCCGCCGAAGCCCCCUCAGGGGGCGCAGGCCUGGGCCUCGAUGCGUCCAACUAUGCCUCGUCCUGCAACACCACGGGAGUGCAGGCCCGCAAUGAGACGUCCUUGGACGUCGGACAUACGAAGUACAUGGGCCGCAACUACGCUAGCACUAGCUUUCCUAUCACGGACUGCAGCGCCUGCGACGGGACCAGUUGCUUCCAGAGAAAGGCCUCUUGGAGACCUUGCGGCGCCGGGAGCAGCACGGACGACACCAGGCAGAGGCUCUCCCCUCUUGGCCAAUCUCUCGCGUUCUCAGCCCUGGCGGAGUCCCAGCGUGACCGGGCGGACUUGGCCCUGGAAUGCUUGGCGAAGGAGAGGCACCUGCACCGGCAGCGGGAAAAGGCCCUGCAAGAAGCCCAGGCGGCGCUCCAGGAGGAGCGCCUCCAGCGCGCUGAGGUGGAGGCGUCUCGUGCAGUUGAACGGAAAGCCCUGCAAGCAGCCGAGCAGGCAGAGCUGGCAGAAGCUCGGCGGCGCAUGGCCGCAGAGGCUCAGGUGGAACAGAUGAAAGCAAAGGUGAAGGACUUGAAGAAGAACCUGGAGGACGAUGAGUCCUUGCGCGUGCUGGACGAGUUUCGAUUGAAGCUGGAGUCCCAACGCCGAGAGAUCUCGGGCCUCCGGCGGCAGCUGGAGACCGCGAAGGAGGAGGCAGCUAGCAAGGCUGCCCUGGUCGAGCAGGGAAGGGUGCAGCUCUUGGAUGGUCAAGAGAAGUGGGCCGAAGAGCGGGUGCGCUUGGUGUCACAUCAAUAUCAACAGAAGCAGGAGCUGCUCAAAGCGCAAGCAGAUCUGGCUCAACUACGCCAAGCAGGAAGUGAGCUGCAGGCUGCGGCUGAGCGGAUUGCUGAGCAUUCCAUGCGUGCUGCACCUGUGGUGGCCACAGAACGGGAGAGGUUGGCGUCUGAGGCAGCUCUGAAUCUCGCCGAGGUGGAGGCCCGGAGCAAGCUCUACGAGCAGGAUGCCAUGCAAGCCCGGGAGGAAUUGGUGAAGAUGCGCGAGGAGAUGGUGGAUGCGCAAGCUGCCGGGCAGUCUCUGCAGGCCGCAGUGGAUGGAAUGCUGCAGAUGUGCCAGAUGACAGAGGAGUGGUUCCAAGACUUGAGAGAGAGGCCAGAUGUUGAUCGCUGA